UGACGUAGCAGAGAGAGGCGGUGCGGGUUUGCCACGUCGGUUUCUGUGCAACGCAUUUACACUGUUGCUUCUGAAGCCCGGGGCUAACUUUUAAAGCCGUUUUUAUGCGUUCACCCGGAGAGAAAGCGACCCUCCAGCCUUGUCGUAGCCCGUCGCCACACCAGUGCAACCGGGAAUAUUGAAGCUGGAAGGCGGAGAAAAUGCUAGGUGCUGUCUGGACUCGUCAGGCUGGAAGCCACAUAACUGACUGAUGCAUCCUUGUUCACUUCUCCCCCCCGUGUGUUGUUGGUCUGGCUGUGGUACAUGGUGGCUCAUUGACGAGAAGGGGAGGAGUGCCAGUGGCUGUUGGUUGGUGGGCGGCGUCCGUGGUUGCCACGGUAACUGGCGACCAUGCCAGGAGGUCGCAGGGGUCCCAGCAGACAGCAGCUAAGUCGCUCUGCUCUGCCGUCCCUGCAGACUCUGGUUGGAAGCAACCUCGGCAAUGGCAUAGGCCUCAGGAGCAGGAGCAGUAACGCGGUAGGUCUGUCUGCGCCCCCUCUUUCGGCCCUCAUUACUCCGGAGCCGGUCCGUCACUCGAGGAUUCCCGAGCUGCCGUUGGACAGCAGCCUGCUGUUUGAGUUCCUGCUCUUUCUUUAUUUGCUGGUGGCGUUGUUUGUCCAGUACAUAAACAUCUACAGGACGGUGUGGUGGUAUCCAUACAGCCACCCUGCUGCCUCUACCUCGCUUAACUUUCAUCUAAUGGACUACCACCUGGCUAUCUUCAUCACUGUCAUGUUGGCCAGGAGGCUUGUUUGGACUAUAGUUUCAGAGGUGUCUCAGAGCAGCGGCAGAUCGCUGCUCCGCUACGUGGUUCUCAUCGCAGCUCGGCUCAGCCUGCUGACCAUGUGUGGCUGGGUGCUCUGCUGGACACUGGUCAACCUCUGCAAGAACUACUCUGUGCUCAACCUCCUCUUCCUGGGAUACCCAUUUGGCGUGUACGUCCCGCUUUGCUGUUUCCAUCAGGAGGGAGGGAAAAGCCAAACGGCACCGGCGGACUGCGAUUACCCCGCCAACCACCAGCAGACCGACCUAACAGAGACCCCAAUCUUUCGACCGCGAGACUUCCUCUUCCUGUUGCGUGAGAACCUGAGGGAGCAAUUUUCCAGCCCCCCGCACAUGCCUACGCACACCUGCCCACCACACACACACUCCCACACACCGGAGUUGAUUCGAGCAGAAGUGGAGGAGCUGAAGAGCGACUUCAACCGGCGGAUCAAGGAAGUGCUUUUCAACUCGCUGUUCAGUGCUUACUAUGUAGCCUUUCUGCCGCUCUGCUUCGUUAAGAGCACCCAGUACUAUGACAUGCGCUGGUCAUGUGAGCAUCUGAUCAUGGUGUGGAUCAAUGCGUUUGUGAUGCUGAUGAGUCAGCUGCUGCCCCCCAGCUACUGCGACCUGCUUCACCGCUCUGCGGCUCACCUGGGCCGCUGGCAGAAACUGGAGCACGGCUCAUACAGCAACGCACCUCAGCAUGUGUGGUCAGAAAGUACCAUUUGGCCUCAGGGGGUGUUGGUACGACACAGUCGAUCUCUUUAUAAGGCGGUCGGAACCUAUAAUGUCGCUCUGCCCUCUGAUGUCUCCCAUGCAAGGUUUUAUUUCCUGUUCCACAAGCCAUUGCGGAUCCUGAACCUGCUGAUCUGGAUCGAGUCCAGUGUGGUUUUGUACCAGUUAUACUCUCUGCUGCGCUCUGAGCGCUGGAACCACACUUUGUCUCUGGGCCUUAUUCUCUUCUGCAACUACUAUGUCCUUUUUAAACUGCUCCGAGACCGUAUUGUGCUGGGCAAAGCCUACUCUUACCCUCUGUCCUCCAACAGUUUGGGGCUCAAGUCGCAGUAAAAGGCUCGGCACAGUGAGACCUCACCUACAAACUCUGGAUGUGGAGGUCUGGUAAAGUGGAGGACCGGAGGGUUGAUCAGCGCUCACGCUUGGAGGUUAAGGGACAGACUGUGAACUCAUAAUCUUGUUUUGAUACGGUUCUAUUUUUAAUGCAAUGUUUAUAUAUACCUAUUUAAAAGAAUAUUUUUAUUUUGUAUACUAUUUCGAGUUACGCCGGGCAUUACCACGCUGAAGACAUUAGCAUGUUGUGUUAUGCUGUUGACAGGGAAGUCAUGGAAUGCCAGGAGGUGACUUUCACCAAAGAUAUUUUAAGUGCCGGUGGCCAAUCACAGUUUGAACUUGGCCUCCGAAAGUUGGUUAAACCAGACGAGCGAUUCAGAGCAGUGGAAAGGAUUGUAUCUGAGAUGCUGAAUCCUGAUUGGGCUGUUCUGUUCAACCCUGAGGCUCUUGGAGCUUCUAUCUAGAACCAGUUAAACUGAUGCAGCUCUUUGGGGUAAUGUUAGCAGGACGGAAACACUGUCACUGCUCUCAACAUCUUCACCAGGAAGAAUAGCUUUUAGCUUAUGCUGAAGCUAAUGGGGAUCCAAAUGAAACAAACAAACAAAAGCCACGAUUUCACUGGUGAUUUUAGAGCAAAACUUCAACAUUUUAGGAAUAUACUGGUGGAGAGUCUGUUUAUUAAAUAUGAUGCCACAACAUGCAGGUGGUUAGCUGAAUGUUAGCACAAAGACUGGAAACAGCUAGCCUGGUUCUGUCCAACAUUACAAAGUCUGCCUACCAGCACCUCUAAAACUAACUAAUUAUAACUCUGUUUCCUAAAAACAAAUUUAAAGAUUGAAGUGUAAAAACAUAAUUUUGUUGAGGUGGUUAUGUGCCGGACAAUAUUUUUUUUUUUGUGGCUCAGUGCAGUUGCCAAGCACGAUAAGUUGAUCUGACCAAGAAAUGGUAUGGCAUAUUACCCCCUGUAACACAGCAAAUUGUCACACAUAUUUUUACUGCUGCCUGCAGUAGCUUCCACCCGUGGAAUAAAACUUUCCUACAAACUGACUUGAGAUCAGUCUGUAGGAAAAACACCUUAGGAACUCUCUUAUCCACUGCCUCUGCAGAGAAUGCUGUUUUCUUCCUCAUUCACUUUUGUUACCGUUUUUUUGCUAUCGGUAUCUGCUUGUUUCGCAUCAGGGCAGUUACAGCACCAGUCUUUACAAACCUACACCAGAAUAAAAACAAGUGAGAGGGGACUGAAAUUUGGCAUCUUUAAACUUAAAGGACACAAAAAAAAAAUUAAACAAAAAAAAAAAGCUUGACCCUAGCUGUUUUCAUCUUGUCAUACAGCCCUGCCUGCCCUGGUUGUUACUUAACAACCGUAACGUUUGAAGGGCUGCUGCUGUAACCAGGUGAUAAUUAAAGUCAACUUACUGAUGUCUGACCACACUUUGACAUGCUAAAAAUGUUCUUGCUAUGAUGUAGCGUAUGACUCAUUUGUGUUUUCUAAGGUGAUCCCAUCAAUGGUUAUUUUGUUCAAUUUUGGUGCCUAAAUGCUUAAACCAUAAUGCUAGUAAGGGCCUUACCACAUCCGGUCCAUCUCUUUAGGGAUUGGCUGUAGAUGACAACAAAUGUGACUAAUAAUAAAUAUGUCUGUUGGUACGUCCCAGAACCUAACCCUUCU
Molecule: messenger RNA, 3538 nt
Organism: Perca fluviatilis (European perch)
Lineage: Eukaryota; Metazoa; Chordata; Actinopteri; Perciformes; Percidae
Gene: tmem39a
Product: transmembrane protein 39A
Exons: 9
Coding region: 391-1872 (493 amino acids)
Biological process (GO): negative regulation of autophagosome assembly; negative regulation of autophagosome maturation
Cellular component (GO): endoplasmic reticulum membrane
Source: RefSeq, a predicted model, not a curated record